Molecule: messenger RNA, 2313 nt
Organism: Delphinapterus leucas (beluga whale)
Lineage: Eukaryota; Metazoa; Chordata; Mammalia; Artiodactyla; Monodontidae
Source: RefSeq, a predicted model, not a curated record
AUGGCACUUGGCCAAGGACCAAGAAAGCGUCACGCUCAUUCCAACUUGCCCAGUGUUACACUUCAACCUCUGAAUUUGGAACUUACCAUCACUCCGGAGCCCACUACGGAAGCUGAAUUUCCUACAGCUCAGCAGGAGGCCCUGACUCCACCUCUUGAGCAUCCUGAGGGGACAGAAUCUUCUCCAAACCAACAAGAGACCUCAGCUAAGCCUCCAGAGCCUCCUGGAGAGGUUGAGCCUUCAAGGGAGCAGGAGCAACCAGCUCAGCCUUCUGAGCCUCCUGGAGAAGUGGAACCUUCUCCGACUCAACAGGAACAGCCAGCUCAACCUCCAGAGCAUCAUGAAAUGACAGGUUCACCUCCAAGUCACCCUCAUGCUCAACAUUCAGACUUAUCCAGUGUCAUUGUCAAACAUGCAGAUGUGGAGCUUACCAUAACAAAAGAACCCACUCCAGAGGUGGACCUUCUCCAAAUCAGCGCAAGCCUUCAGCUCAGCCCUCAGUGCCCCUUACUAAUGCAGAAUUUUCUACAAUGCAACAUGAGGCCCCCACACUGCCUUCACAGCCACCUGAGGAGGUUGAACUUUUGCCAGUUCAACAAGAGGCUCCAGCCGAACUCUAGAAGACAAACCUAUUACGGAGGUGAACAUUCCACACCCCUGUACGAGACUAUAGUUCCUCCACCAUACCACGAGGUGACACUUCCAAAUCCAGAGCAAGUUCAGGCUCAGCAUCCAACCUUGACUAAGGUCACAGUUCAACCUUUGGACCUGGAACUUACGUUAAUUCUGGAAUCCAGUUUGGAGGUUGAACCUUCUCCAACCAUGCAGCAGACCCAAGCUCAGCCUCCAGAAAUCAUUAAGAAAGUUGUAGCUCAGUCUCCAUUGUACUCCGAAGUGACAGUUCCAGCACCAGAUCAGGAUCAUGCUGAGCAUCCAAUAUCACCCAGUAUCACAGUUAAACCUUUGGAUCUGGAGCUUAGCACAACUCCACAACCUACUACAGAGUCUACAGAACAUUCUACAGCCUGGCAGCAGACUACAGCUCCCCCUCCAAAACACCCUGACAUGACACUUGCAGCCAAACCACACUCAACUCACAAGUCAACCUAUGGAUGGGGAAAUUACCAUUACUGCAAGAUCCAAUAUGGAGACUGUACCUUCUCCAAUCAUGCAGGACACCCCAACACAGCCUCCAGAGGCACCUCAGGACGUUGUAGUUCAAUCUCCAUUCCAGCAGGAGGUCUUCCUGGUGUAAAAUAUACCCCAGAAAAGAAGCAGCCGGAACAGAAUGCCACCACAAACUUCAGCAUAUGUGAGCUCUGUACCUGCACAAAUGAGACGCUGUCAUGUAAUGGUCUCAGCCCAAAGCAGAAGCUCCACAGAGUGCCUGAGCCAGAGCCUAACGCCUACAACGGCACCUUCACCAUCAUAGAUUUUUCCUUCAAUAAAAUACUGUCUAUCGAAAGCAUUACAUUUGAAACACUACCUUUUUUGCAGUUUAUAAAUCUUGCUUGCAAUUUACUCACAGAACUGAACGUUGGAACAUUUCAGACCUGACAUGGAAUGCAGUUUUUACACAAAUAAAUUCUCAAUCGUAAUCCUUUGACAACAGUUGAAGAUUAAUUUCCAGCAUUAAAAUAUUUAGACAGGGGAACAGCACAAUUGUCACUUACAAUUGAAGGCAUCCUCAUGAUGACCCUUGAAUUGGAAAAACUGAUCUUACCUAGCCUUAUGGCCUGCUGCCUCUGCCAGUUUAAAAAUAUUAUUGAGGUUGUCUGUAAGACAGUCAAGCUGCGUUGUGACAGUGAAUGCCUGACAGACCGCGGGCACGCGUUCUCUGGUGCACUCCGCUUGCGCCCUGAGCCGCGCAAGCGCUGUGACGAUAGGAUGGUGCAGUUGGUACCUUUUGCGGUCCCCAUUGGGGGUGAAAAAACCUUGCUGCUGUGGGAGCUGAGCUCUCGACCCACGGCCGAGGCCUUGCAAGUGAGACGAGCCGGAGCGGAGGGAGGGCUGGAGGAAGCUGCCCCGCGCCCCAGGUUCCAGGAAAAAGGCCUGGGCCGCGGUCACAGUUGGGGGGGGGGGCGGCCAGGCCGGGCCGCCCCUCCAGGACCCCCGACGGGGCCCUGCGCUCCUGGCAGCUCCCUGCACCGGCGCCCCCCUCCUACCGGAAGACCUCGGGGGAGAGCGGUCCCACCCCCUGUGCCCAAAACGGAGCCCGCGUUUCCACAGAGCUGGAACUCCCGCAGCUCGGGGUCUCUUCCCUCCACCGUCACGGAACUGCCCCGAAGGCCGAGGGGAGGGCGGCCUCACUGA